This is a messenger RNA of Blepharisma stoltei, 267 nucleotides long. The record is from the annotation of a GenBank genome assembly. NCBI's taxonomy places the organism in Eukaryota, Ciliophora, Heterotrichea, Heterotrichida, Blepharismidae.
AUGAAAUUUUUUUAUCAAAAUAUAAAGAAAGAGCCAUGCUCUAUAGGAAUGGAUAAUUUUCGUAGAAUGUCUCUACCUUUUGUACAAAAUAGCAUGCAUAGAUCAAUUUUUAUAAUGAAUUCCCAGUUUUUUGCAUCGUAUGUGGAUAUCGAUUUCGCUCACUCUAGCUAUCUAAAUAAAAAAACAAUUAAGACUGUUGUUUUUAUAAAAAAUAUUCAGGAAUUUGUUAGGAAAAUUGUUAAGUUAAUUGUGAUAACUGUUAAGUAA